AUGUCAACAUUGAUUAUGAUAUCUCCAGUCACCAACGUUUUAACAACACCAGAACUCAUAUACCAUAUAUUUUCUUUUUCGUCAGUCGAAUCACUCCUUGUCACACGAAAUGUUUGCCGACAAUGGCGAGCAAUCAUCAAUCUUCCGACAGAAUACGCAAAAUACAUCAAUUUUAUUCAGCAUGGAUUUAAUAAUUUGAAAGAAGAAUUCGAAGAAGCGAACGAUCAAAAUUUUCAUCUUUCCGAAUCUAUUGACGAAUUACAUGGCGAUAUUGCGGACUAUGAAAAUCAUAUCAGUGAGCUUGAAGCGAAAAUUUUCGAGCUCGAAGACGAAAAUAAAAAUUUGAAACAAGAACUCAGCGAAUUUCGUCAUCAGCGUGGUCGACUUCAGUUUACAAAUAAUUUGCUAAAUCAUUCUGAGGGUCAAAUCGAAACGCUUCGGUAUCAAGCUGAUAAACUUCAGUAUUCGGUUGACGAGUUAGAAACACAAAAUGAAUGGUUCAAAAAAUACACUGAAAAUCUACAAGAAAAAAAUCAAAAACUCAUAUUCAACAAUGAAUUACUUAAAGCUAAAAAAGAACAAGUCCGUGAAUUUGUUAAAGAACUUCGAGGUAUAUGCGAAGAACUCGUGAUUAAAGACGAGAAACUUAAAAUUGAGCACGAAGAACUUCAAGAAGUUAUGAAUGAGUUUGAUGAAUUACGCGAAAGAAAUGAAGAACUCGAAUUUCAACUCGGAAAACUCGAAUAUACACAGGAAGAACUCGAAGAAGAUAAGAAAGAGUUAAAAAACAUUAUAAAAGAACUUGGUGGUGAAAUCAAAAUAUUAAAAGAACGUCUAGAUAUACCAUAG
Ambispora gerdemannii is the source of this 849-nucleotide messenger RNA. NCBI's taxonomy places the organism in Eukaryota, Fungi, Glomeromycota, Glomeromycetes, Archaeosporales, Ambisporaceae. The record is from the annotation of a GenBank genome assembly.